UGUAGGAACUGGUUCCCUUCACUUCUGUUGAGCUCUGGGGUCCCAGACAUGGAGGGGACGGGCCCCCUGAGGGUGGGGCUGACAGUGUUGGUCCUCCUGUGUGGAGGGGUCUCCGCAGGCUCUCACUCUCUGCGAUUUUUCCUGACAUCCACAACUCAGAUUCCCGGUUUCCCGCAGUUUGUGGGCGUCGGUUACGUGGACGGUGUCCAGUUCAUCAUGUACGACAGUGAUCGGAAGUUGGUUCCCCGGGAGCAGUGGAUGGUGGAGAGUGAGGGGGCUGUGGGCUGGAAGAGGAAGUUGUUUCUUGCCCAGGGUCAGGAGAUAAACCUGAAAGAUAAUAUUCCGUUGUUUAUGUCUCGGACCAACCAGUCGGGCGGAAUCCACACCAUCCAGCAGAUGGUCGGCUGUGACCUGAAGGAGGAUGGGACCACGAGCGGCUUUGCCCAGUACGGCUGGGACGGAGAGGACGUGAUCAGCUUCGACAAGGAGCACAUGGUGUGGGUGUCACCGGUACCGUGGGCAGUGGGCAUGAAAUACCAGUGGGAUCAGGACAUGGUUGACAUUCAGAGAGGGAAGGACUUCCUGGAGACGGAGUGUAUCGAUUGGCUGAGGAGAUUCGUGGAGUACGGAGAGAGGGAACUGCGAGUGGUCCCCCCCCAGGUUGCCUUCACCCCUACGGCCCAAACCCCCCACCUCUCCUGCUUGGCCACCGGCUUCCACCCCCCGUCCAUCGAGGUGACCCUGUGGAGGGACGGGACCAUCCUCCAUGAGGCCCACUCCAGCGGGCUCCUGCCCAAUCACGACGGGACCCACCAGAUCCGGAAGUGGGUGCAGGUCGAUCCUGAGGACCCGGGACAGUUCUCCUGUCGGGUGGAGCACAGCGGACUGCAGGAUCCCGUCAUCCAGGUUUACGUGCGGGGGACUCACUCCCGGCUCCCACUCAUCCUCGGGCUCCUGGUCGCUCUCAUUGCUCCCACCAUCGCUGUUGGUGCCGUCUACAGGUGGCGAGCGGGAGUGAAGAGGAACUACAAUCCCACACCGACUUCAGACGGUGCAGGAUCCUCGGCCGGUUCCACCGCCAGCGAGUCUGCAGAUGACACCAGCGCAGUGGACCAGAUCUCAAAUGGCAGCAAUUAUCUGGAGGAAGGAGAUCGAGAGCCUCAAGUCCGGGUUCCCCAGCGUCAAAGGGGUGUCUUCUGGCUCCUGGCGUCCCUCCUGAGGCGUCAGGUUGAGGUUACUAGCCAGCUGCAGAACAGGUCUUCAGAGGGAGAAAGAGAUCGGGACACUCCGGGAGCAACGCUGCAGGAGGCAGUGCAGACUGCCCAAACUCGGGCCAAUGACCUGAAGGCCAGGGGUACUGAGGUCACCUACUGGUUGAAUCAGGUACAGCAGGCACAAGGCGCCCGCAGGCCCGGCUGGCAACCGGACCCGUUUAAAAUCCAAGCUUUGGUCCAGCGUGGCGACAAGCUGGACGCAUGGCUGGGGGACGGGGACAUUUGGAUGGUUGAGGAUGAGGAGGGGGUGCCCGAAGAGGCCAAGCCCCAUCACCGCCGCCCCCAGCCCUAUGCGCCCAAGUCCCUGCAGGCUCGACCUGUCACCACGUGGUCCCAGGUCCACCGCAGGAGGGAAGGGAGUCAGGAUGGGACCCCCCGCAGGGGAAAGUCCCUUUGGUCCCUCCCGAGACCACGGAGACCCGGGACUUCUCUGUUAAAGAGCUCACCCAGCUGGCAGAUCGGUAGCGCCAGCAGUCGGGCGAACAGCUGGCCGCGUGGCUGCUCGAGCUGUGGGACGAGGGGGCCCCCAACGAGGGAUCGGGGACACGCUACCCUGUGGGAUUGGGUAGUGGCCGCCUUGAGGGUCCAGUACCCCACCCUCCUCGAGUGGGACCUAUACGGGCGACCACAAUGGAGCACUGUCAUUGAGGGCACCAGGAUCAUCCGGGAAUGGGCGCUGGUGACUGGCAUUUACUCGGGGACAGGCGACUUCGAGCUGCUAGAAAACACCACCACGACCAGUGCGCUAGCAGCUUACCUGGUCGCCACUGCACGCCCCGAUCUGAGGCCAGUGGUCCUGCCCCUCAUGGGACCGGCCAGCAGGAAGACCGAUCGGAAAGCCAUCACUCUCCUGGAGGGGUUAGAAUACAUGCAGCGGGGGGUGGCCAUGCAGGUCCGUAGAGCGGAGACGAGGGCUGGGGACACCACUUCUCGUCUCACGCGCAAACAGCUGUACCUGAAACUAUUGCGCGCAGUGGUGGACCGUGCUAGCAUAGACGGGGUCCCGACCUCGGCUCUACAUGUGCGAUGGAAGGAGCUCUGUGGGGGAAAGCCCAGCCGGGGGACGACCCGCGACCACCCCGGGGCCAAGACCGACACAGGGGACUCUACGGAAUGUAUACCGGGGAUCAACGUCUUAAAGGGACAGUCCCUGCACACCAACUGGGGCAAUUUCACCUUUGGAGCCGCCCAGGCCACGGUGGUUGUCAGGGCGGCCAAAAAGACCCAGGAGGCCAUCCGUAAUGCCACGGUGGACCAGGCUGCCCAGAAAUGUUGCGCAACCAUUUCCAUGGAUGAGCCUGACCUCAGUGCCCUAAGAGCGCACUGUAAGAGCGGUCACCUAGGGGCUGACGGUACGCUGCGCUUGGCAGAACAGUUCGUGGUCGCCCUCACAGUGGACCAGUCCCCCUUGGUCAGCCACAGGAGCUGGUUCACUUCACUUCGGUUGAGCUCUGGGGUCCCAGACAUGGAGGGGACGGGCUCCCUGAGGGUGGGGCUGACAAUGUUGGUCCUCCUGUGUGGAGGCGUCUCCGCAGGCUCUCACUUUCUCCGAUUUUUCCUGACAUCCACAACUGAGAUUCCCAGUUUCCAGCAGUUUGCGGGUGUCGGUUACGUGGACGGUGUCCAGUUCAUGACGUACGACAGUGAUCGGAAGUUGGUUCCCCGGGAGCAGUGGAUGGUGGAGAGUGAGGGGGCUGUGAGCAGGAAGCAGGUGUUGCUAUUUGCUGAACGUCGGGAGACGCUCCUGAAGGGAUACAUUUCGUUCCUCAUGUCUCGGACCAACCAGUCGGGCGGAAUCCACGUCCUCCAGCAGAUGGUCGGCUGUGACCUGACGGAAGAUGAGACCACGAACGGCUUUGUCCAGUACAGCUGGGACGGAGAGGAUGUGAUCAGCUUUGAUAAGGAGCACAUGGUGUGGGUGUCACCGGUACCGUGGGCAGUGGGCAUGAAAUACCAGUGGGAUCAGAACAAGGUUCGCAGUCAGAAAUGGAAGAACUUCCUGGAGACAGCGUGUGUCGAGUGGCUGAGGAGAUUCGUGGAGUACGGAGAGAGGGAACUGCGAGUGGUCCCCCCCCAGGUGACCUUCACCCCUUCGGCCCAAACCCCCCACCUCUCCUGCUUGGCCACCGGCUUCCACCCCCCGUCCAUCGAGGUGACGCUGAGGAGGGACGGGACCAUCCUCCAUGAGGCCCACUCCAGCGGGCUCCUGCCCAAUCACGACGGGACCCACCAGAUCCGGAAGUGGGUGCAGGUUGAUCCUGAGGACCCGGGACAGUUCUCCUGUCGGGUGGAGCACAGCGGACUGGAGGAUCCUGUCGUCCUGGUUUACGUGCGGGGGACUCACUCCCGGCUCCCACUCAUCCUCGGGCUCCUGGUCGCCCUCAUCGCUCUCACCAUCGCUGUCAGCGCCGUCUACAGGUGGCGAGCGGGAGUGAAGAGGAACUACAAUCCCACACCGACUUCAGACGGUGCAGGAUCCUCUGCCGGUUCCACCGCCAGCAAGUCAGGUACAAAUGGUGUUGAUGGACACUGUGCUCCGACACCACUGGGCUCCACCUGGCUCAGUACGGACGCUCCUUACGUGAUCGGACUGGCGGUUGGAGAGGACGAGAAACUCUCGGAGACGACCGAGGGACUCUGGGAACGUUUCACCUCAUCACUUUGAGCCAGAACUCCUUCAUGCUGUAGGCAAACCCUCCAGAUGUGGUCUCCGUGAAUCUGUGUUAGUUCCAGCGGCUACCACACACUGCAGUUGCCUGGCCUGCCGUGCUCGACUGAACUGUUGUGGAUAUUUGUGAUGUGUAUCACACUCUAACUUUGUUCGAAGUCUCUUAUUCAACAGAUCACACCACCGGUCCACAUAUGUCGAUGCUCUGUUCAUGCUGCACUGAAUCAGAUGGGAUUAGUCCCCCGUCACCACCCUCUCUCUCCGGCUUCUCUCUCCCCCACUUCCCCAUCUCCACAGCUUGUUGUUUUCCAACCUUUCCCAAUUCUCUCCCUGGACCCCGCCAUCGGUACACUGCAGCGGAACCUUAUCGUGCCCUUUGUAAACAUGUGCAAAUAUUGUAAUUAAUUCUAAAUAACUCAGCAUAUA
Molecule: messenger RNA, 4368 nt
Organism: Pristis pectinata (smalltooth sawfish)
Lineage: Eukaryota; Metazoa; Chordata; Chondrichthyes; Rhinopristiformes; Pristidae
Exons: 20
Coding region: 49-3939 (1296 amino acids)
Biological process (GO): immune response
Cellular component (GO): external side of plasma membrane
Source: RefSeq, a predicted model, not a curated record